CCACAGUAGUCGAUUCCCCACGUGGCUGUGACUUUAUCCAUCGAGCGAUCGACGGGGAAGGAAAUACCUAUAAUAAUCUUUGCAUUUGAUACUGCACCUCAUCACAUCAUUGAGAUGUCUCAAAGCUCAAAGGAAAGUGCAGGAAAGGAAUUUAUAUUCCUGUUCGUGAAUACCUUUGCAUUUGACACAACUGCCGCGUGGAAGCAACUCAAAGUUCCGAAUUAAACAGCUCUAACACAACAGAACCUGAGAACAAAUGUACAACGCUAAGGAGAUUUGCGAAGCAUGAGCAUGAACAUCUUUUAUCUGGAAUAUUAUGGAUAAAUACAUUAAGGUGAACAAAAUUGGAGAAGGAUCAUUUGGAAUAGCCAUUCUUGUCAAAGCAAAGGAAGGUGGCAAGCAAUAUGUUAUUAAAGAGAUCAAUAUCUUACGGAUGUCCAAUAAAGAAAGGGAGGAAUCGAGACGAGAAGUUGCUGUGUUGGCAAACAUGAAACAUCCAAACAUUGUACAAUAUAGAGAAUCUUUUGAAGAAAGUGGCUGCCUUUAUAUAGUUAUGGAUUAUUGUGAAGGUGGUGAUCUUUUCAAACGGAUUAAUACACAGAAAGGAGUUUUAUUCUCUGAGGAUCAGAUCAUGGAUUGGUUUGUGCAAAUCUGCAUGGCCUUGAAACAUGUGCAUGAUAGAAAGAUUCUCCACAGAGAUAUAAAGUCACAGAACAUCUUCCUGACCAAAGACGGCACAGUUCAGCUGGGUGAUUUUGGAAUUGCGAGAGUACUUAACAGUACUGUAGAGCUGGCCCGGACUUGCAUUGGCACACCAUACUAUCUUUCUCCAGAAAUAUGUGAAAAUAAACCUUACAACAACAAAAGUGAUAUUUGGGCCUUGGGCUGUGUCCUCUAUGAGAUGUGCACUCUUAAACAUGCAUUUGAAGCUGGCAACAUGAAAAACUUGGUGCUGAAAAUCAUCCGUGGCUCAUAUCCACCUGUAUCUCUUCAUUAUUCAUAUGAUCUGCGGAGUCUCAUAUCAUGGCUCUUUAAAAGGAAUCCGAGGGAUAGACCAUCAGUAAACUCUCUCCUGCAAAAACCAUUUCUAUCCAAAAGAGUUGAAAGGUUGCUUUCACAUGAUCUUAUUGUUGAAGAAUUUGGUCAUACAGUUCAUCACGCUCGAAAGCCAGUUGUUUCCAAUGCAGCAGUGAAAAGGCCAGGUCCAGUAUCUGGCUCCGUAGGACCUGCACAGAAAAUCACCAAACCAGCCGCCAAAUAUCGGGUGCCAUUGACUGUAAAGUCCUCUGAGGCAGCUAAGAAGUCGUCUGAUAAAAAACCACUAAGUAAAUACAAACAGGCUCAUCCUACUCCUGUGAAGAAAACGAAUGCAGUGGAAGAAAGGAGGAAAAUGUUUGAGGAAGCAUCGAAAAAGAAAAAACAGGAGUUAAUUGAACGGGAAAGAAAGCAAAGAGAGCAGAUGAAUUUGCUGAAAGCUGAACAGUUGAGGCGGAUGGAGAAAGAGAGACUGGAAAGAAUCAACCGAGCCAGAGAACAAGGAUGGAGACAUGUACUUGGUGUGGGUGCUUCUUGGGGCAGUGGAGAGCAUAAGGUUUCAAUCUUCGGGGGUGGAGGUGGAGGUGGCCCAGCACCUAACCGACUGUCACAUUAUGAACAUUACCACGCUAUGUUGGACCACAUGCAGCAGCAGAAAGAAAACAUCCGAGGCUUUGAGGAGAAGGAUUUCAAGUGGAAGCCGGAACCGCAGCACAGGGAGCCGAUCUUCAAAGUCCCAGCAGCCGUCGGGCCCGUAUUUCCCAAUGGGCCAGUCGCCCUUAACCAGCUCCCUGAUGCUGAUGCAGUCAAAAAGGAAGUGAAGAGACUUGAGAACGUAGUCAGACAAGCAAGCGCAUACAGGCAACGAGGAUUUGUGGCUGCAGAAAGGGCAAAGCAAGUGGAAGAAUUCUGGCAGCGAAAGCGGGAAGCUCUGCAGAAUAAAGCUCGUGGUGAAGGACACUUGGGCGUCCUGCAAAACCUGGCAGCUAUCUAUGGAGGCAGGCCUAUUUCAACAGGAAGAGGAAAAUCCAGAACCAAGGAGGAAGAGGAGUAUUUAGCCAGACUACGCCAAAUAAGGCUGCAAAACUUCAAUGAAAGACAAGAGAUUAAAGCUAAACUUCGAGGAGAAAAGUGUGACAGUGAUGGUUCAGAUGGAACGGAAUCCAGUGAUGAGGCUGACUUGAGGCGCAAGAAGAUUGAAGCGCUUAAGGCUCAAGCAAAUGCACGAGCUGCAGUGCUGAAAGAACAGCUUGAGAAAAAGAGAAGAGAGGCCUAUGAAAGAGAGAAGAGAGCGUUUGAAGAACAUCUUGCAGCAAAAGGAUUUAAGCAUCCGUCUGUAGCUGGUUCUAUGGCAGGAACGCCUUCUUCAUCUCCUUCACAUGGGCGACUGGCAUCUGCCCCAUCUUCCAAACCACAGUCACCAGCGAAAUCCAGUACGCCUGCUAUUUCAAUGACUGCUGCUCUAAAGGAUGUUGGCAUUGAGGGAGAAUCUACAUUGUUCAAAGAAAGUUCAGAGGAUAUAAAAAAGCCAGACCCUUCUGUUAUCCAGAGGGAGAAACAGGAGAUUUUGCGCAGGUUAAAUCAGAAUUUCAAAGCUCAGGAAAACCAUGAUUUGGAGAGAAGGCUGUUCGGAGUAAGUCCGGAAACUCCAAAAGACAUUCCUCCACAAGUGGAAGAACAGAAGGUGGAGGACGGGGCUCAGUCUGCAAGUGAAAGAAAGAGGUGGGAGGCAGAGCCACCUCCCGUCAUUCCUCUUGCUCAGCUUACACUUGAAGAAACCUGCACAGGGAUAAAGGUUCAAACUGAAGGGGAAGUCAUCAAACUGUUUAGUAAAGACGAACCUCGAAAGGUGUGGGAGAAAGAUCCUUCUGAUACUAUUUUGAAAGUAUUGGGAGAAGCGGAUCUGCAACUACAGACUGGAACAUUGUCAGGAGCAACAGCUAAUCAAAAUGACGCUGAAGGCUGCUUGAAUCAAACUGACCAGAUACUUACUGUAGUGGUUGAUACUGCAAACAACAAAGCCACAGUGGUCAUUGACCAGUCAAUGAAAGAAGAAAUGACAAAAAAGAAUAUUGUUUCAGGUGAUUUCAAAAGUGAUGAUUUGCACCCAACUGAAGAACCUACUUCAAUCUCAAAAACAGCAGUGUUUGAUGGCAAGAUAGAAGAACCGGAUGACUUAGAAGCUGAGAUGUUAGAAGAAGGAAAAAUAAUCAAUCGAGAUGAAGUCCCUGUAGCUCCAAUCAGUACUGAUGCUUGGGAAAAAGAGACUCCGUCAGCAAGACCAGUAGAUGGUGCUGUCCCUCAGCACAAGAAGACUGAAGAUGAGCCCAAGACCACAGAGAAGGGUGCUGAUCAAACUGAAAGCAAAGCUGAUACAGAAUCUCGCACUGAUGAAGCUCUACAAAGUCGACCUUUUUUCGAAAAGAUGCCCCGAGCAGCAGUGUUGUCAAGAGAGUCCUCUCAGGAAGAGUCACCAGUGUUCAAACUAAUGUUCUUUUCCACAUCACCAGCGAAAUCCAAAGGCAAAAGUUCUCUACUGAUCGGGUUGUCAACUGGAUUGUUUGAUGCAAACAACCCAAAGAUGCUGAGAACCUGUUCACUUCCUGAUCUCAGUAAACUGUUCAAGACAUUUGAAGACAAUAAUACAACAGAUGUGCCAGAGGAUAACCUUGAAUUGGACGAUUUGGAAGAUGAGCCAAACAAGGAAGAUGACCACUCUGAGUUAGACACUAUGUUUGGAGAGACCGAUGCAGAUGACUUGCAGGAACUGCAGGCAUCUAUGGAGCGGUUGUUGCAGGAACAACCCAGUGAGGAAUACAGUGAAGAAGAAGAAGAGGAAGAAGAAGAGGUGGCUUCCAACCCAUCGCCUCCUCAGGAAUCUGCUGACAAUGCUGACAAUGCUGAAUUCUCUGUCAAUGGAGCAGAGGGAGAAGAGGAUGAAAACCCAGCAAGCAGUAGUGAUCAAAGUGCAAUUCAUGAAGAGUGGCAAUCAGAAACAUUGCUGCAGACAGAAGAUCGACAGGAGGUGGAGCUAAGAGAGUGUAGAAUGUUUCGAACAGGUAGAACUGAUGACAGUGAGGAAGAUGUCGUUGGUGAAGAUGUCGUUGGUGACAGUGUCUUCAGCAGAUUGGAAGAACUGCGGAUGACACUUGAACAAGAAAUGGGCUUCGAAAGCUUCAUUGAAGCAUACAACAAAAUUAAGGCAAUACAUGAAGAUGAAGAUGAAAACAUUGACAUUGGUUCUACAAUAGUGUAUGGCAUUCUGGGCCCUCAGUUUGAACACUUGUAUCCUAAGAUUCUCCAUCUCGUCAUGGCAGAUGGAGUGUAUCAAGAAGACAAUGAUGAGUAAAUCCAUUUCUGCUGACGCUCAGGACAUACCUCCAUGGAGUUUUUUUUUUUUGCAUUUGAAUGUGUACCAUAUGUGAGAUGAAAUCCUGGAGAAACUCUGACUGCUAUUAUAUAUACACCAGCAAGUCCACCCUUUAUAACGCUUUGUGAGGCUGAAGUUGCAUUACAACAUAUAUGGACUGCAUGGUGUGUGCUGUAUGCUUUAAUUUUGUCCUUUGUUUGCUGGACUAUGUUCUGUUCAACUAUUUGUAAAGUUUCUACAACAUAGUUAUGGGUAUACUGUAGCUGCAGAAGAAAAGUAUGCAUAUUUAAGAGAAUGAUAUGACCAAAGUACGUCAAAGAGUUAGAAUUGCAGUUUUAAAAUGGAGAGGGUUAUCCACUAUAUCAUGGUGUCUAGUAUAUUUCUAACGGAGGAAAUUUGCAUUUACAUUCUAUGCGGGGGUGACCUGUUGUACAGGUAUCCUUUCCACCGAUCCCACGUUUCGGGAAAACACUAACCUUAAAGUAUUAAGAUUGAAGAUGUAACAUAGAUACAAUUUCUUGUACAGUACUUGCAAGUACAAAAUUCAUACAAAUGUGUUAUCUUUCUAAUGAUUAGAAAUAAAAAUUCCUUUAUACUUGAAA
Molecule: messenger RNA, 5007 nt
Organism: Callorhinchus milii (elephant shark)
Lineage: Eukaryota; Metazoa; Chordata; Chondrichthyes; Chimaeriformes; Callorhinchidae
Gene: nek1
Product: NIMA-related kinase 1
Exons: 37
Coding region: 317-4384 (1355 amino acids)
Biological process (GO): protein phosphorylation
Molecular function (GO): protein kinase activity; ATP binding
Source: RefSeq, a predicted model, not a curated record